AUGGCACCAUUAUUCAACCCAGACGAAAAGAAGAUUUCAGUGGCAUUUGUAUGCUUGGGUAACAUUUGUCGUUCGCCAAUGGCAGAAGCCAUUUUCAAGCACAGAGUUAAAGAGUUGGGGUAUGCACCAUAUUUCAAAAACAUUGAGUCAUUUGGUACAUCUGGAUGGCAUAUAGGUGAACUGCCGGACUCAAGAUCGGCCAAAACCUGCAGGAAACAUGGUGUACCUGUUCAACAUCAUGCUCAACAAAUCAGUUCCAAGGAUUUCGAAAAGUUUGAUUAUGUUAUCGGUAUGGACGAAAGCAACUUAUCGGAUUUAAUGUAUAUGAAGCCAAGAGGAAGCCAGACUGUUGUUGAUUUGUUUGGAAGGUGGAGAACUAACAUGGAAUUUGAUAAAAUCGUUGGUGAUCCAUACUAUGGAGGCAUUGAUGGGUUUGAAUACAAUUUCAACCAAAUCAGCCAUUUUACAGAUGAAUUCUUAAAGCAGGAAAUUGGAACUUUAGAUUAG
Messenger RNA from Lodderomyces orthopsilosis Co 90-125, 507 nucleotides. It is a transcript of the gene LTP1, whose product is annotated as tyrosine protein phosphatase. Gene Ontology annotation, molecular function: protein tyrosine phosphatase activity. Lineage: Eukaryota; Fungi; Ascomycota; Pichiomycetes; Serinales; Debaryomycetaceae. Gene Ontology annotation, biological process: protein dephosphorylation. The record is from RefSeq and is a predicted model, not a curated record. The transcript is spliced from 2 exons. The coding region runs from base 1 to 507 and encodes 168 amino acids.